UGUGUGUGUGCAUGUGUGCGUGUGUGUGUCCGUUUCUUCAGCAGAUGUCGCUGUUGUGACAGUUUUCCUCAUUCUUCAGGCUGAUAUGUAAAUAAAGCGGAAGUAGGGGGCGGAGUUUGGGCUCGGGGCGUUUAAAGCGCUUCCGGUGGCUCCUUCUCUCUCCGAAGCCUUCAGUGGCGGAGAUUCAGCAGCUCGGGAGAAAGGAAUAAUAAUAAGAAGCAUAAUGAUGAUGAUGAUAUCGAUACCGAAGUUAUCUUCCCGAACCGAGCCGAGAGCGCGUGGCCGGGAGGAAAGGAGCGCGUAACCGCGGCGCGCGGAGCCGUGCCUGUGUGUGCGCGCCCCCGCCCCGCUUCCCUCUCUGAUUAAGGCUUUAUUCCAGCAGCAGCAGCAGCAGCAGUGUUAAUGACCCUCUCACUCCUCUGGACUUGUCUAGUGUGUGUGUGUGUAGAGUGAGUGUUUGAGUGUGUGAGUGAUUGAGUGAGUGUGUGUAGAGUGUAUGUGUGUGUGUGUGUGUGUGUGUGUGUGUGUGUGUGUGUGUGUGUGUGUGUGUGAGAGAGAGUGAGUGAGUGUGUGGAUUUAAUCUGGGAGUGAAUAUGAGUGAGGAGACGAGCAAUGUUCCGAGAGAGCUGCUGGAGAGCGUUCGGGAUGCAGUGGGGAGGAAAAUCAAGCUGGGCCUUAAGAAGAAAGUCAAACUGGAGGUCAAAGGAGAUAAAGUAGAGAACAGAGUCCUGGCUCUGGCAUCACAUCGCGGAUAUCUCCUCACCGCACGCAUUCCUGCCAAGGUAGAACAGACUUUCAGCUAUUUGGAGAUUCAUGGCAUCACAUGUACCAAACCCACACAGUGUGUGGUGGAGUAUGAGAAAGGUCAGAUCUCCCUCAGACUGGUGUCCAUGGAGGAGGUGAACGAGGUGGUGUGUCACAUCGGUGUGUGUGUGCAGAGGAUCUGUCCCGCUCUGUCUCCUGUUAAGGUGAUGAAGAAGUUGUCCAUGGAGCCUCCAGAGAGAAUCGCGGCUCUGCAGAACGUCUGGGAGACUCAGAGUUCAGGAGAACCCGGACCCUGCGGUGGAUUCUCUCAGCAGUACAGGUGUGUGUGUGACUGGCUCGGCUUACCAUACAGAGAAGAAGUUCAGUGGGACGUGGACACGAUUUACCUGACGCAGGACACGCGCGAGCUGAACCUUCAGGACUUCAGUCACCUGGAGAACAGGGAUUUGGUCGCAAUAAUCGCCGUUCUGGAGUUUAACCAGUGGUUCACCAAACUCGCUACGAAGGACUAUAAACUGUCUGCAGACGUGUGUGAUCAGAUUUUUCGAGUCGUUGCGCGGUCCAGUCGUCUGGAGGAGCUCGUCCUGGACAACGCAGGACUCAAAACGGAUUUUGCGCAGAAGCUGGCGAACGCUCUCUCUCAGAACGCCGCCUCAGGACUGCACUCACUAAACCUCGCCAACAAUCCUCUGGAGGACAGAGGAGUCGCUUAUUUAGGCGCUCAGUUUGCUAAACUCCGUAAAGGCCUCAAACACCUCAACCUCUCCAGAACCUCGUUAUCACCCAAAGGGGUGAACAGCCUCGCCCAGUCGCUGAGUGGUAACCAGUCCAUGCCCAGCACGCUCAGCUACCUGGACCUCUCAGGGAACCUCCUGCGUGGAGAUGACCUCUCGCAUUUUUAUCAUUUCCUCGGCCAGCCGAACAGCCUGAGCACUCUGGACCUGUCCAACACCGACUGCUCACUCGACUCGCUUUGCUCUGCUCUCCUGAAAGGAUCUCUUCAGCAUCUCUCUGUUCUUAACGUCUCGAAGAGCGUCUUCGCUCACAGGAAAGGUAAAGAUAUCCCUCCUGCAUUUAAGCAGUUCUUCAGCAGCGUCCUCUCCCUCAGCACCAUCAACGUCUCGGGAACCAAACUGCCUCCCGAGGCUUUAAAAGCGCUCCUGCUCGGCCUGGCCUGUAACCCCAGCCUUAAGGAGGUGGCUCUGGACCUCAGCUGCUGUGAGCUGCGCUCUGGAGGCUCGCAGAUCCUGGAAGGCUGUAUCGCUGAGAUUCCCAACAUUUCCAGCCUCGAUAUUUCAGACAACGGUCUGGACUCGGACAUGAGCACACUGCUGGUGUGGCUCGCCAAGAACCGCUCCAUCAGACACCUGUCCCUGGGCAAGAACUUCAACAACAUCAAAUCAAAAAAUCUGGCUCCAGUCCUCGACAACCUCGUCCACAUGAUCCAGGAGGAAGAAUCGCCUCUGACGUCUCUGUCUCUGGCCGACUCGAAGCUGAAAGCGGAGCUGAGUAUUGUCCUGAACGCUCUGGGCAGUAACGGCUCUCUGACGCGAGUGGACAUCAGUGGGAACGGGAUGGGGGACCUGGGGGCUAAGAUGCUGGCUAAAGCCCUGCAGAUUAACAGCAAGCUCAGGACGGUCAUCUGGGACAGAAACAACGUCAGUCCACAGGGUCUUCAGGACGUCGCUGCGGCACUGGAGAAGAACUUCACCAUCCGCUUCAUGCCCAUCCCCAUCAUCGACGCGUCUCAGGCGCUGAAGGCGAGUCCGGAGAAAACCGAGGACGCACUGAUGAGGAUGGAGAACUACCUGUUCAGGAACCACGAAACCCGUAAAUAUGUCCAGGAGCAGGCGUAUCGUCUCCAGCAGGGCAUCGUCACCACCACCACGCAGCAAAUGAUCGACCGGAUUUGCGUGAAGGUACAGGACCACCUCAACUCCCUGAAGAACUCCGAGCAGGACGCCAUAUUGGAAGACGUCAAAAUGGCGGAGAACCUGAUAAAGGAUGCGAGGAACUCAAAAACGCUCCUCCCCAACCUGUACCACCUCGGCGCCGCGUCCCGAAAGGAGCUGAAUGGUUCCUCUGUCGGUCCCAUCCAGGAGAAACUGGACUCCAUGGCUGGAGAAGUGGCCCAGGUCAUGGAUGAGCAGCUCCAGAGUCUUUUGGAGUCGAUGGUGGACACAGCGGAGGGUCUCUGUCCUCACGUGAUGCAGAAACCCAACCUGCGAAGCGAGCUGAUCAAAGCAGGGACGGGGAAGAUGACGGUACCACGAAGCUUCGUCAAGAACACGCUGCUCGAGCAGUCUGGCGUUGACAUCAUCAACAAGAUCAGUGAAGUGAAGUUGAGUCUGGCUUCAUUCCUCUCCGACCGGAUCGUUGAUGAAAUUUUGGAAGCACUCUCUGGCUCUCAAAAUACACUGGCGGAGCACCUGGUGAGAAAAGGGCGCCCCCUGGUGCAGCAGGAGUCCCUGGAUUUGGACGUACCUGAGGUCAGAACCUCCAAACGGAGCACCAUGGAGCUGCUGGAGGCUGAGAGGCUGGACGACAUCGAGACCUGCAUGAUGACUCCAAAGUCGAAAAGGAAGAGCAUCCACAGCCGGAUGCUGAGGCCUGUCUCCAGAGCUUUUGAGAUGGAGUUUGACCUGGACAAGGCUCUGGAGGAUGUUCCCAUCCAUGUUGAAGACCCUUCACCUCCUGCCAAACUGGACAAAAAGCCACCGGGGGUCGUGGGAGAUCUGCCGUCCGAGGAAGCCAAGAAACUCCAACAUUACACCAAAUUACGGCCCAAGAGGAACAAGAAGACCCAUUCGAGCAGGGUUCCUCAGGUCAGCAGAAUGCAGUCUCAGGAUGGAGAGCAGAACGGCCUCAUGGGAAGAGUGGACGAGGGUGUGGACGAGUUCUUCUCCAAGAAAGUCACCAAGAUGGACAAGAAGAUGUCCGUGAAGGCCUCAGACUCUCAGGAUGCUGAAAGGAAGCGUGAUUUGCGCAAAGGGGGCUUCCUGAACCUCAUCAAGUCCCGCUCAGGCAAAGACAAGGAGAAGGACAAGGAGAAGGACAAGGAGAAGGACAAGGAGAAGGACAAGGAGAAGUCUUCCACUUUAGCCCCACCUCUAUCUCCAGUCCCCCAGGCUGCAGAGGAACCCUUGUCUCCUAAAGCAAAGUCCCAGUCAUUACGUUCAGAGCGUAGCAGCAGUUCGGAGCGUUCUGAAGAACUGAAGACGCCGGACUGUGGAGUCCAGGUGUUGGGCUCUGGCCUGCUCGCCGAGAUGAAGGCCAAGCGAGAGAAGAGAGCCAAGAUCUCUGACUCCUCAUCGAGUCCAGAGAAACCGGACGGACCUCCAUCAGGUCAGGGUAAGGUGGAGGUCAGCAGCACUGUAACGCCCCCUGACAGGACGCCUCGGGUUGGGGGGGAUUUUAAACCCGAGGCAGCACCGAGAACCCGAGGGUCAGGCCCGAACCCGACGAGCCCGAAACCUGUAAUUCAGAGCGCCAAACCGAGCCCAGGCCCUCGACCGGCCCUUCCGCAAAAACCCCGCAGCAGCAGCACACGCAGCAUCGACGAGAGCUCAGAGUCUCCUGCAGGAGGUCAUAAGGCUCCGUCUACACUUCGGAAAGUGGCCUGGGAAAAAGACGGAUCCUCGAAUCCUCCACAGAGCAGCUCCGGCUCCAAGAAUUCCACUCAGGAAGUGGACGUGACUGGAGGAGACGGUAGCGUAUUUAAACUCGAGCCUGAGAUGGAGAAAACAGCAGCACGAGCCCCGGAGGAGUCGGAGGGCGAGCGAGAGCGCAGGACGUCCCUCUCCCGACCCGCAAGAACAACCUCGAGCACGAACCAGCAGAGCUCGGACGAGAACGGGUCAAAGGUCAAGGACAAAUCGGCCGAGAAGGACAAGGACUCGAGUCAGAGCAGCAGAUCGGCAGAUUCUGGAGAGGAAGCAGAUAAAGAUUUUAUUUUUAUAUAGAGUGAGACAGAGAGAGAGAGAGAGAGACCAUAUCACUCUGUGUUUCCUCCAAGUUCAGGAAUCAAGACUGUUAAACGUACCGAUGCAUUCCAGCUGCACUCUCAGAUGUGUGUGUGUGUGUGUGUGUGUGUGUGUGUGUGUGUGUGUGUGUGUGUGAUAAUACACUCUUCAACUCUUCCGUAGCGUCUGAUCCAGUGUCUCUCGCCGGGACGGGACAGACGUCGCCGCAUGACGUGUCUUGCGUUAAUAUCCUCCUCACUCGUAUGCUAAUUAGGGCUGAAACACUGUUAAAGCGACUCUAGGGGGCGCUCUACUAUCUGCCCUCGUGCCUUAGAGCUCCACUGUACUGUGAUCAGACCGAGCAGGACUCUGACGGCGUCUCCAAUAACGUCUGCAUGUCUGAUUAUCCUUUAAACAAAACAAAAAUAACAAGAUCAAACGAUUUUUUGUGCUUGUGUGUGUCACGACGUUCUUCAGUUUUUAUCUAGUCUGUGGUUGAACAGAUGAACGGAUCGGACUCCUCGUACGAGAUCGGAUUUGACAUGUCUAACUUUUUGUCCUGCUUUUUAAAGUCAUACUGCAUGUUUGUUGUGCAUCUGCCUGCUGUUUCUCAGCCCGUCUGAGUCUUUGGAGUAUGUGUUCAUGAAGAACAGCAAAACUGAUCUAAGAUCAGACGUCUAAUCUCAGACUGUUCGCUUUGUUCUGGCGAUCUUGUAUUGUGUUCUUCCGCUAACGAGAGUAAGGAUCAUACGCUUUCAGUUAAUGAUGAUUCGAGAUUUGACUCUGGAUGUGACUGAAGUUCAGACCCAAGAUCAGACACUUCCUAAAUUAUUCAUCUCAAGUUAAGAUCAGAUUCCUCAACACUUUUGACCUAAGAUUUGAAUUUUUUUUUCCAGCUGUAAGGUUUGGAAUUGUAUCUAUCCUGAUCAUCCAGAAUAUGGUGCUGUAGAAUCAGAUUUAUCUCUGGACAUUUGGCAUCAGACCCCUCCAGUUCAAGGUGAUCUGGGAUCAGACUCAUCCAGUUGAGUGUGAUCCAGGGUCAGAUUUGUCCUCAGUUUUGUUGAUCUAAGAUCAGACCAGUUUGAUGAUGAAAUCUACAGUUAAAUUUUUCUAAAGCAUCUAGGAUCAGACUCCUAUUUAUGAUGAUUUAAGAUUAGAUUCCCUCUUUUAUUUAUGAUCAAUCUUAUCGAGGAUUAGAUUGGACGUGAUCUAGGAUCGUAUACUUAUUGCUUAUGUUGGUCUGAGAUUACAUUUAUCUGUUUAUUCCUCCGUUUAUCAAGAUCGGAUAUAGCGAUGAGUGAUGAGACUUCUUUAUAGUCAUGGGUGAUCAGACUCCUACUGUGUUUAUACUCGUGUAAGAUCAGGCCUCUCUGCUUAGGCUAAUCUAGGAUUGGACUCUUCUCCCAGACAGGAAGGAUAAGGAUCAUAUUCUUCCUGGUCUGAUGAUCUGAGGUCAGACUUUCAUGCUUUCAGUUUCUGCGAGUAGUGUGUGGAAAAAAUCGGAUUCAGGAUCAGACUCCUCUGUCUGUGGAUCAGAUUCUGAUCUUUAGGAUUUUAUUCUACAGCUUUUCUGUUGAUGAUGUAAGAUGAUUGGAUCAAUGCUGAGGUUCUUCAUGAACAUAUGACUUCUUUUUUUUGUUUUCGUGCCGCUGGAUUUCGUGUGUGUGUGUGUGUGUGUGUGUGUGUGUGUGUGUAUAUGUGUGUUUACACAUACAGUCAGGUCCAAAGGUCUGAGUCCACAACCGAGAACAAGUUUUAUUUCAUCUCGCGUUAAUUAAACGAACAAAAAGUUUUCAAAUAUGAACAGAUGUUGCCCCCUGCUGGUGCGAGCUGGAAUUAAAAAUUAUUUUAAAAAAAUUAUUUUUUUUUUAAACUGCCUUUGGAUGUUCUGGGAUUCUCGUAACACACACCAGGUUUCUGUUUUUAUUUAUUUUCCUUAACAUCGAACAUCUGGAAAAUGUAAAAAAAAAAUAAUAAUAAAUAAUAAAUUUAAAAAUUUUUUUUGGAAUUUCUCAAAAAAGGGCAAGAAAACUGAUGAAGUGACAUUUUGUCGAAAAUAAAUAAAUAAAAGAAAGAAGACUUCAGUACCAACACACACAUUCUAGCCACUUUGAUUUUUUUUAUUUAUUUUUUUUUUAUUUUUGUUUGUCUUUAAUUUGCCAAUUGAAAUUUUGCACAAUUUAUUUUCCAUGCACCGUUAACGGAAAGGGGUGGAGCUUAUAGCAGAUGAUUGACAGCUCAUAACUUGUGAUGUUUCAUCUGCACUUCCGUCUCCAUUUCCAAACUUUAAGUGUUAAUAACAUGUACGUAAAAAAAAAAAACACUUUUUACUUAAUUUACAGUUUUAAAAAAUAUAUCAAUUUAUAUAUAUAUAUUUUUAUUAUUAUUAUUAUUAUUUUUUCAGAAACCUGUUGGUGUUGAACUCUGAUGUUUGGAUCCUGAUGUGUUUAAUGAUUUAAUUGAGUCUGGGUGAUUAAAGUGAUGAGUAUUUUGUGUUAAUGAGGUACUUCAGCACAUUUUAUUUACACCGCGCCGUAAUGUAGGAUCAGAACACAAGCGGAAGUCGGUGCUUUUCCUUUGAUCUUUGUGUCCAGGCUCUUCCUCUUCCUCUUCCUCUUCCCUUCAGAUGUACAUUUUGUUGAUAUGAGUGAUUUAUAUUAACGUUAUUGCGUAAUGAUUUCAUGUUGUUUUCCGUUAAGGCGAGCUGGGAUUAGUGUGUGUGCAGAUUAGUGUUAAUAUAUAAUGUGAUCUUUUUAAAAGCAGCACGUGUGUGUGUUCUGUGUUGAGUUUUUUUUUUUUUGGUAAUCACAGUAUUUUGAUCUCGUUCGAACACGUUUCACACGUACAGACGUGUAGUUUGUGGACCUUUGGGUUUUUCCGGGCGCGUUUCUAUCAGUCGGGAUUAAAACUGAUUUUACACAUUUCCGGGGUCUGUGUGUUUAUUUCAGACGUUAGAGAUGCAGUGUACAGUUAUGGCUUCGCUCGGUUCCUACAUUCAUCAGCUUCCUGUUUAAAGAAAUAAUCAUUCUGGUUGGAAUUUAAUAAAGUUAUAGACUAGAUUUAGUAAAUUCAUAUAUUUCUAUUGACCCUCAUGGGAGUCAUCAUAUUUUUUUUCCAUUAGAUGGCGCUAAGGUACAGGCAUUGAGCUACUGCUACAACACUACAGAAAUAAUAAUAAUAAUACUACAAUAAUAAUAAUCAUAAUACAACAAUAAUAAUACAUUAUUAUUAUUAUUAUUAUUAUUAACAAUAAUAAUAAUAAUAAUGAUACAUUAAUAAUAAUGAUAAUAAUACAUUAAUAAUAGAGCGUUAUUGUCUCUUACAUGAAAUACAGCUGUAAAUGUACUGUUUAGUUUUAUCAUUCCUAAUAAAGCAGAAAUUGGACUUUAUCUCUGUGUCCCCAUCUCUGUCUGUCUGUCUAUCUUUCUCUCUGUCUGUCUCUCUGUCUGUCUAUCUUUCUCUCUGUCUGUCUGUCUGUCUGUCUAUCUUUCUCUCUGUCUGUCUGUCUAUCUUUCUCUCUGUCUGUCUCUCUGUCUGUCUAUCUUUCUCUCUGUCUGUCUGUCUGUCUGUCUAUCUUUCUCUCUGUCUGUCUGUCUAUCUUUCUCUCUGUCUGUCUGUCUGUCUAUCUUUCUCUCUGUCUGUCUGUCUAUCUUUCUCUCUGUCUGUCUCUCUGUCUGUCUAUCUUUCUCUCUGUCUGUCUGUCUGUCUGUCUUUCUCUCUGUCUCUCUGUCUGUCUAUCUUUCUCUCUGUCUGUCUAUCUUUCUCUCUGUCUGUCUGUCUGUCUUUGUCUGUCUCUCUGUCUCUCUUUCUUUGUCUGUCUCUUUGUCUCUUUCUCUCUGCGUCUGUCUCUCUGUUUGUCUCUGCGUCUGUCUGUGUCUCUCUGUC
Ictalurus furcatus (blue catfish) is the source of this 8612-nucleotide messenger RNA. Its product is annotated as F-actin-uncapping protein LRRC16A-like. Bases 594 to 4727 code for a protein of 1377 amino acids. The record is from RefSeq and is a predicted model, not a curated record. NCBI's taxonomy places the organism in Eukaryota, Metazoa, Chordata, Actinopteri, Siluriformes, Ictaluridae. The transcript is spliced from 38 exons. Gene Ontology annotation, molecular function: protein binding. Gene Ontology annotation, biological process: regulation of Arp2/3 complex-mediated actin nucleation; cell migration. Gene Ontology annotation, cellular component: lamellipodium; plasma membrane.